CUGCAUAAAAUUAAUAUCAUCUUAUAAAUCUUGAUCUCUUUUUGUUUAAGAAUUUAUCUCUAGAAUAUGAAUCCACUCAACCAAUCUUAAGUAAUUUUGGGGAACAUUAACCUCAAGUAAUCGAAUGGACGGAAGUUGAUAUUGAAUCUGGAGAUAAUCUAGCCCAAUGCCUAAUAGUAUCAGGAAAUCAAAAUUAUAAUCUCAGAAAACAAGCUGUAAUGGCAGUUGCAGCGGCCGUACAAGUCGGUAAUCUUCCCUCCAAAUUCCGACGGCUUCUGCCAUCGCCACCCAAAAUCGCCGCCCAAAUCAAGCCCAACUCCGCGCCUCCGCAGCUAUUGGUGUCUACAAACCCAUCCCACGUGAACCCCAGUCAGCUGAGAGAGCUCUACGCCGUCUGCAACCACUCCUGCCACCGCUUCCCCACAAUCGACGCCGCGGGCAGAGUGGAGCCCGUCGACGCGCUCAAGCUGAGCACUGCCGUUUCCCACAGCUCCGUCGUCGUCUCUGUCUUUACGAAGCCUGAGUUGGUGGCGAGCCAAACUUCUACUCCGGAAAAUGCCCCGAGUGUCGCCGGCGUCGGCGGAAAUUGGAUCAGAAAAGUGGCGCCUGUGACGCCGGAAAAUGGGCGGCUGAUAGGGUUCGGCCGAGCUGUUUCUGAUUUGGGGCUCACGGCUUCCAUCUAUGAUAUCAUGGUUCACCCUUUUUUUCGCGGUAAGGGAAUAGGUCGGAUGAUUGUUAAGAAGAUAAUAAGAAUGCUCAUUAACAGAGACAUAUAUGAUAUAGCUGCCCUCUGCAAUGAUAGAGAAAGCUCCGCAGGCUAUUUUUCAGAGCAUGUGGAUUCGGAGAUGAUAUGUUGGGAUCCACUACAAUGAUGUAUGCUGCAGCUGCUUCUCUCUCUAGCCUUUCCGGUGAAAAGGAGAUGAUAGUUGCCGGUAGAAAGCUGCUGCUAGUUCCUCCUCAAAGAGAAUUUAAGCAAAAGUAAAUAGAUUACUAAUUAUACUAUGAUUUCAAAUUACUAUGGCAGAACAAAGAAAUGGAUAGACUUGGUGUAUGAUCAAAUGAAUGAAAACUGGUGACGAAGCCACGAGCUUGAACAAAAGGUGUUGUAGCAAUGAUGAACUCAGAGAAAAACAACUACUCCUCCCGUCCCACUAGAAUUGACACCCUUACAUUUUUUGUUUAUCCCACUAGAAUUGAUAUUUUCUUAAAA
This is a messenger RNA of Salvia miltiorrhiza (redroot sage), 1210 nucleotides long. RefSeq names its product GCN5-related N-acetyltransferase 3, chloroplastic. The transcript has 4 exons. The record is from RefSeq and is a predicted model, not a curated record. Lineage: Eukaryota; Viridiplantae; Streptophyta; Magnoliopsida; Lamiales; Lamiaceae. Gene Ontology annotation, biological process: UDP-N-acetylglucosamine biosynthetic process. Bases 219 to 872 code for a protein of 217 amino acids. Gene Ontology annotation, molecular function: monosaccharide binding; glucosamine 6-phosphate N-acetyltransferase activity. Gene Ontology annotation, cellular component: endoplasmic reticulum; Golgi apparatus; endoplasmic reticulum-Golgi intermediate compartment.